ACUAGCUGUCGCGCGAGACUGUGUCCGCGUGAAAAACGUUAAUUGGAAUUGUUACGGUUUUAUUAAAAAUAUAAAUUACUUUACAAGCUAGAAAUGGAAGAUCAAUUUCAACUUUUGUUUGAAAAAAUGAAAAAUGAAAUGCGAAAUCAAACAGUUGAACUAAAAGAAUCUAUAUUGGAGAAAUUAGACGAAAAACUACAACCAAUCAUAGCAGAAAAUAAAAUCUUAAAAUCAAAAUUGGAAUAUCUUGAGAAAGAAAUAGAAAGCCUGAAAAGAGGAAAUAAGCAAAGUAACCUAAUAAUUUACGGAUUGGCAGAAGAUGAAAAAUCUACACAAGAACUAAUUCAUAAAGUGAAGGCAAUAAUCAAAUCCGACUUGGACCUAAAUUUUGAAGAAUAUGAGGUAAAUAAAAUUUAUCGAAUUGGAAAAAAACAAAAUUCAGGUAAUAAACCAAGGCCUAUCCUAUUUUCCUUUGUAAACGAAUGGAAGAAAAGCGAAGUAAUGAAAAGAAAGAAAAAUUUUAAAAACGUGUAUGUGUCUGAAGACUACACUAAAGAAGUUUUAGAAAAAAGGAAAAUGUUACAGGCGCAACUAACAGAGGAGAGGAAAAAAGGUAAUAUCGCCUAUUUAAAAUUCGACAAACUAAUAAUUAAAGAGAAACCAAGUAGCACAAACAAUGACAAAAGGAAAAGAGAAAUGUCAACAUCACCACAACAAAAUACACAACCAAGAAAACAACAAAAUGUAAAAACAUCCAAUACCAACAGACUGAAUGCUUAUGACUUGAUGAGGAUUAGAUCUAAUUCCCUUCCAUCUAAUGCAAGUACAAUAGCAAAUAAGCAAUGACAACUAACUAUCAAUAACCCGUACGGACAACUAACACCAAAUAAAAAUAAAAAACAAAAAUUAAAAUAUACAAACUCAAAUCUUCCAAGACGGCUGGUCACCGAGGAAGAUAAUGACCACUACCUUCCAAAGGAGAUAAAUUCAAAUUUAUCAAAAAACUCAAUAAUCUUGGAACAAAAGAAGUUCUACAUAACUACCUACAAUGCUCGAACACUAUCAUCACACGAACGAAUAAUUGAACUAACCGAAGCCCUGUUAAAUAUAAAGUAUGAUAUUAUUGGAAUAUCGGAAAUGAGACGCAUGGGCAAUGAAGUAGCAGAAUAUGACGAUUUUAUUCUCUGUCGUACAGGACAAACA
Bicyclus anynana (squinting bush brown) is the source of this 1203-nucleotide messenger RNA. RefSeq lists its product as uncharacterized. The record is from RefSeq and is a predicted model, not a curated record. Bases 94 to 846 code for a protein of 250 amino acids. Lineage: Eukaryota; Metazoa; Arthropoda; Insecta; Lepidoptera; Nymphalidae. The transcript has a single exon.